ACACAUAAAGGCAGACAUAACUUGGAAUGAUGAUGAACCCACAUAGACAAAGUCAAGUGUGCCAAGUGAAGUGAGUCAGCUUUACAAGGUGUGCCCGGGGGAGGGUCACUGAUGAGACAGCUGCUGUCCCAGCCAUUAACAGUCCUUGCCGUGCCGCCAACCGUGGGUGUGCUGGAGGGGCACAAUGGGUCAGAACAACAGCAGCAAUCCCCUGCGGGAGAACCUGGAGUCGCUCCACAACCAGAUGAUGAAGCAUGCAGGAGCAGACUAUGACAUUGCCACCACAACCACACUCACCUAUGACCAGUUCCUCACCUACAUUACACAGCUCAACCAAAUAUGCCGUGAGUACAAAGACAGUGAAGGCCAUAUGCUGGUCUUUGCUGUCAAGAAAGGGACUGACUCCACUGUCUUCUGGAAGGCCACAGUCCGCAUUGCUUGUGUUAAGCUCAACACCACUACCAAUAAGGUUCAGUCAUACCGCCUCCUCAACAUUCGCCAAUUCCUUCAGGUGUUCCGGCGGGUGACCUACGAAUGUACCGGGGGAACAUUGGGCAGCAUUGAUGGAGUACUAGGGACUGAUCAUGCAGAUGACAGUAGCUCGGUGGAACAGGGGUCAGUGGUGCCUAUCCCUCCCACUAUGGCUGCCUCAAUGGUGCUGGGAGGCAUGCAAGAGGUGACUCAGGCCACUUCAACAGCCGCCUCCAGCAGCCAGGAGAUGGAGAGCCCAGGGGCAGUUGGUGGCUGGGACGUCAACCUGAGCGAGUGCAUGAUCUGUCUGGAGCGCAAACCGGAUGUGAUCCUGCCUUGUACUCAUGCCUACUGCCUCCCCUGCAUAGAGCAAUGGUGGGAAUAUGCUAGACCUACCUCACAAGAAUGUGCCUCCUCCUCCUCUUCCUCCUCCUCCACCACCAGUCUUGUGUACCCAGUGUCAGUGGUGGAGAAGACCUGCCCCAUGUGCCGUGAGUCCCUGGAGAGCACUGAUGACACCUGGGUGCUCUCUGAGGCUCCAGACUCUGAUCAAGUUAAUGAGGAGAUCCGCAAGACACUCAUCAGCCUUGCAGGCACUGAGGGUGAGGCUUCCACUUAAAGAUCUGACCCAUGAAGAGGAAGGAAGACAGGUGACAUGUCUAACCUGUCAAAGCUUCACCUCAGACAUUCAUCACUGUAGCAGAUACUGGCAGGUGUGAGGCUUUUACCAAGGGAAGGUGGAAGGAUGGAUGUUUGAUGACUUCCUUCCUGCUGCUGCAGCUCCACCUUACAUCAGCUGGUCCACACCUUCACUUCUUCAUGCUGGUCUUCAAACUCCCAUUCUGGAUUGAGGUUUGCUUCUUGUAUGUCAUUUAUUUCCUGAAGACUUACUGACAAUAAGGAAUUCCAGAGCAUUUUUCACUCUGUCAUUGUCCAAAUUAUGUACUGUAGUUAAUUUCUCCAAGAACACUCAGCUCAAUAAACUUUACAGCUAUGUCUAUGGGUUUCAAAAUGUUGAAUGUGGCUUAAAUAAUUUUGCUCAUGAGAGAUGCUUUUAUCUAAUUUUUAUGUAAACUUUGCCAAUUCUUGCAGAUGCAAGGUGACAAAAAAAAAAUUAGGAAAACUAACAAUAUCUAUCUAUCUAUCUAUCUAUAUAUAUAUAUAUAUAUAUAUAUAUAUAUAUAUAUAUAUAUAUAUAUAUAUAUAUAUAUAUAUAUAUAUAUAUAUAUAUAUAUAUAUAUAUAUAUAUAUAUAUAUAUAUAUAUAUAUAUAUAUAUGUUUCGUUAUGUUUCACCAUUAUAACCUGAGGAGAAUAUCAAGGCUUAUAAUAAAUCUUCAUAUCUCAAAGACAAAUGGUCUGUUUUGCAUAAUAUAUAUCCCUCAUAUCAACUUUAUAAGAGUGAUACAUAUAGGACAACCCUGACAAAUUGUUAUUUUGAAACCCAUCUGACCUAGAGGUCAAAACUUUGUGCUUUAUAUCUACAUAUGAUUAGUUAAUGUUGGAGGCCAGCAGUUUCAGUAGAUGAUGUAUGUAUUUCAGAGUUUUCACUUAGUUGUGGACAUUCAUUAAGUCACUCCACUCCAAGACUAAAAAACCUGAAGGAAGUAGGUUUUGCUUUAGAUUAGUUUUAUUUAUAGGACACAGCAUGUGGCAUUACAUGUAAUAUAUGUAGUGAUGUGUAGCUUUUUCUUAAUAUUGUCUGGAUAAGGGAGAAGGAACCUGAGGAGGAGUAGAGGUAGCGUGUGCAGCCUGCCAACAGCAUCCCUGCCACUGAGUGGUUUGGGGAGCAGCAGGCCAAGCUGCUGUAUCAUGAGGCUCAACAUUUCCAUGUACUAUGGCAUCUAAGUCAGUAGCAAAAAUGUGCUACACUGUAGUGAUAAUGCUUUUCCAGUGCUUAUUACUGUUACUGGGCAUUGAGCAUAUUUAAAUCUAAUUUGUUUGUGGUAUUCAUAAUGGUGUGAUACUUUAUAACAAACCAAGUCAGUAUUCAGUACUUUCAUACAAAAUACCCAUAUAUUUACAUCUUGGAAAGCAUCACUACCACUAUUGUGCCCGGUGGUUAUAUCCUUUGUUUCUUAGCUUUAUUACAUGAAUUAAAAUCUUGGUGGUGUGCUACAAAGUGAUGUUGGCAACCUAGUCUGCCUGACUGGCAGACUUGUCUUGAGUGCCCAAGCCUCACUAGAUUUACAAGUGGAUUACUGAGUGCAUUGUUGUGGAAGAUAUUUAUCUGUAGUAUCUCAUUUUAAUACCACAUCUAGCUAUAACAGAAGCAACAGCUGAGUAUGGAAAAGGGAUAUUCAUGAGCAGGUAAUUUUAUUGUAUGUCUUUGCUGGUUCUGGGCUCUGUAAUGGUUUCCAGUUUGUUGACUUAGUAUAUUUAUAUAUUUGCUAUAGACUAUUCGAGUUUCUACAUAAUCAGAGGUGUGGGGCAUCAAGAAAGCAUGUUUGCUCUUUCACUCUGUGAAUACAGAUGGACAUUCUUUAAUUUCCAUACAGGUCAGCAUUAUGCAAGUUAGUUGUGCAGACCUCAGGAGUGUACUCAGACCUAUAUAGUUGAUGCUAUUAAAAGUCAAGGAAAAUCU
This is a messenger RNA of Scylla paramamosain (green mud crab), 3053 nucleotides long. Its product is annotated as RING finger protein 141-like. Gene Ontology annotation, biological process: protein autoubiquitination. The coding region runs from base 185 to 1090 and encodes 301 amino acids. NCBI's taxonomy places the organism in Eukaryota, Metazoa, Arthropoda, Malacostraca, Decapoda, Portunidae. Gene Ontology annotation, molecular function: ubiquitin-protein transferase activity; metal ion binding. The transcript is spliced from 6 exons. The record is from RefSeq and is a predicted model, not a curated record.